UGUCCUUGGAGGCCGAGCUAGGUCCAGGUGGACAAUUCGAGUGGAAGGGUGAAAUGGCCAUUUUCGGCCUGGGCAAGCAAACAUUUUUCCUCGCAAAUCCAUCUCCUACGAAAGUGUCCUACCGACAAGCUAUCAAAUUGUAUAUUUCUCGUUUCAAGGAAGCUAAAGAACUCGCCAUUGCCGUACCCAUCCGCCUCACCGCCUUGACUGUCUUGUUUGACGGUUCGCCUGUUGGCCGCAUGUAUAGCUCAGCACCCCAACCCUCAACCCCCUCUGUCAACCACAGAGAAGGCGUCAGAUUAAUUCAGCUCCCCCACACUGAGCGAACACCUUUUGUCCAAUAUCAAGAUCUCCCAAAUAUCGAUGUCCUCGACAUUAAUUUCUCAGAAGAAGCAGAUCCAACACUUACUCUGGCUGACCCAGACCGCGGCAAUGACUCUUCAACCCCCCACACAUUUCACUGGACUCCUCGACGUCUGAAAGAAGAGACUAGGGAUCCUGCAGUCUCUUCUGUCAUGACUCUCAACCCCAGAACUGAAAGUCCCCUUGCUAAUCGUUCAAGGUCGAAGAUAGAGGAUAAUGUGAUUUCAUCUCUGUCUGCACCAGGUGUUCCAUCCGUUUCCAUGAGGGUCAUAGCCAAACCUCCUGCUAAAGAAGCUCUCGACGAGGCGGUCCGGGUGAUACUGGACACAUACGAGCCAUCCGAAAUCGUCAAGCACGUGGCGAGCGUUGGGCCGUUCACUCAUCCACCAAAGGAUGUGGCCGAACAGUGCUACUCUAUCAGUAUUGGCAAACCAGCAGACCUCACGACGGAGGUCCUCGAAUAUCAAAGAGGGCAGACCGAGGCUGCAUCGAUCUCAAGGGCACCCCGGAAGUCCACCAGCGACUCCAAAAGUGGAACAUCAAAGAAUAGCAAGACGUCAAAGCCCACAGCAAGAACAUCAACUACGACCAAGGCUUCCACAAGUGCCUCCAAGGCAGGGCAGAGUGAGAUCAGGUCAAUUUUUCAGAACCGCCGUCCCAAUCCACUAACUUUCUCCUGUCAUCAAGGUUCCAGCACAAAGACAGAGUAUGAUAAAGGCUUGCUGAUCUUGGCCACCUUAGCCAAAGGAGACAAGGACGUCUACAAAGAGGUAUUCAAAUGCAGCGACCCCCCACCCUAUACCCUCGAGAUGCCUGGAAAGAACGAACGCAUUUUGAAUGAGGCUGGCGACCUUUGGUUUCACCUGAGUACCCUCAAAGACGAAGUCCUCAUUUAUGUCUGGUAUUUGACCGACAAGGUUUGGAAGAAUAUUACACCCUAUUAUGAGACCUUGUUCCUGAAGUCGAGCCAACACCUACUCCACCCCACCAAUUCUGCCUUUGCUCUCGCAUGUCGAGAUGAUCGCACUCCAAAUUGGGUCAAAGUGAGCUAUUGGGGAACCAGGAAGAGGGAGUGGUUGAAAGCACAGGAGGGGGUUGCUGCUGCUGCUGCUAAACAUGAGGCUGAGGCUGAGGCUGAGGAAAAGGAGGAGGAAGAAGAGGGCUUGGAUUACAGUGAGAUCGAUCUCACUAAACGCUCGGCGAAGCGAGCCUUAUUUGACUACCUAACAUCCUUGGUUGAUGAUCAUAUUGAUCUCUCGGAACAGCUAGAAAGCUAUGUUGAAGACCGUGUACCAUCUGCCAACAGGGCCAUCCUCGACCGCGAAGUGAUACACACUGUUUGGGAUGAUAUGAAGCAGACCCAGCUUCCCAGCUGGGUGACACCUGCCCCCCCUAACUGGGGUACAACACAACGUGGCAAACUCAGUGCUGACAAUUGGCGGGUAAUUUCUACCAUCCAUCUUCCAAUCACUUUGAUUCGGCUCUGGGGCCGAGAUCAAGGUCACAAAAAGGAACUUCUUGACCACUUUAUGGAUCUCGUUGCUGUGGGAUAUCUUCGCAGUCUGACCCGUCUAUACCCUGAUCAGCACUUGAAGCCAAGCCACCAUGCUGCUCUCCAUAUUGACAACAUGCUCGAUUCGUUUGGUCCGAAUCAUUCGCACAGCGGCCCUCAUUAUGAAAGAUAUAUCAAUUUCUUUCAUUGCAUUAACACCAAUGAGAAAGUUGGGGAGCUUGAAAUCACAUUUUUAACUACUUCCAUUCACCACGCAAAUCUGCGCGCUUUACUCGCGGAAGACAAAGAGGCCAGGGGUCUACUCAAUGAUGUUGCAGGAACAAUAGAGCAAAUCGAUUCUGAGGACGUGCGAGGCUUUCGGCUUGCAUCUAUUCUUAAUCCUGAUCUUCCUGCUGCUCCGAAACGUGCAAAGGGCGGAGCUGGACUCCUUCAAGAAAAUCACUAUCAAAUUUUCUGCAAUAACUUUGCUGGUGGGAAUGCUAUUCCAAAUUCCGUCACGUUUUUGGAUGAGGUCUCCGUCGGUGGCGUUUGCUACGGGGUAUCGUCCCAACUUCCUACAAAAGCAGCUCCAUCAUUUUCUCUGAUGCAACCUCCAACAUGUCCGCCGGUAUUGUCGACCACAUCUUCCAAUAUUCACUCCCCAGACAAGGAAACAAGCACACGUAUAUGAU
Cyclocybe aegerita is the source of this 2547-nucleotide messenger RNA. The record is from the annotation of a GenBank genome assembly. Lineage: Eukaryota; Fungi; Basidiomycota; Agaricomycetes; Agaricales; Hemipholiotaceae.